Messenger RNA from Penicillium crustosum, 546 nucleotides. Its product is annotated as deoxyribodipyrimidine photo-lyase. The coding region runs from base 1 to 546 and encodes 181 amino acids. Lineage: Eukaryota; Fungi; Ascomycota; Eurotiomycetes; Eurotiales; Aspergillaceae. Gene Ontology annotation, cellular component: cytoplasm; nucleus. Gene Ontology annotation, biological process: circadian regulation of gene expression; entrainment of circadian clock by photoperiod. The transcript has a single exon. The record is from RefSeq and is a predicted model, not a curated record. Gene Ontology annotation, molecular function: DNA binding; FAD binding.
AUGAAAACAGGAGCUGCCUCAAACUCGGUGGUCCUGUACUGGCAUAGGACAGACUUGAGGCUUCAUGAUUCCCCAGCUUUACAUGCCGCUCUGGCCUUGAACCCAUCGGUCUUUAUUCCAAUCUGGACAUGGGACCAGCAUUAUGUUUAUAAAGCACGAGUCGGGCCCAACAGGUGGAAGUUUCUGCUUGAAUGCCAAAGUGAUUUGUCCAGGGCAUAUACAAAGCUCAAUCCGAAACAAAAGCUCCACGUCGUGCGCGAGGGACCACAGACCAUUCUUCCCAAACUCUGGGAGCAUUGGGGUGUGACACAUCUCGUUUUCGAGAAGGACACAGAUGCGUAUGCUCGAGACCGGGAUAAUGAGGUUAUGCGUUUGGCCCAGAAGGCUGGUGUCGAGGUCAUUGUCAAAUUGGGUCGGACUCUCUUUGACCCCGAUGAAAUUGUCCGAAAAAAUAAUGGCAAACCAACAAUGAGCAUCACCCAACUGGAAAAGGCUGCCGUGAAAAUCAACAAUGGCAACCCGGAGAAGCCACUAGAUCCCCCCUAA